This is a messenger RNA of Mycosarcoma maydis (corn smut), 1620 nucleotides long. Its product is annotated as putative protease B. Bases 1 to 1620 code for a protein of 539 amino acids. Gene Ontology annotation, biological process: proteolysis. Gene Ontology annotation, molecular function: serine-type endopeptidase activity. The transcript has a single exon. Lineage: Eukaryota; Fungi; Basidiomycota; Ustilaginomycetes; Ustilaginales. The record is from RefSeq and is a predicted model, not a curated record.
AUGUACCCUCAGCGAUACUUGAGCCUUUUGGCUCUGGCUCUCAGCCUCCCUCUAGCUGCCCUAGCUGCUCCUGCUCACCAGCCAUUCGUUCCUGGUUCCAGCGCAAACGUAUACUCGUCCUCGACCCAAUUUGCGCCUCUCACCGCAAACCCCGAUCUGGAGACCAUCCCCGGCUCCUACAUGGUCGUUCUCAAGGACGGAAUCAGCUCCACCGACUUCUUCGCUCACCAGAGCCUCAUCUCGUCCGCACAGCUCUCUGCAAACAGCUUCCACGGCCAAGACGCUCAGGGCAUCCGCCACGUCUACGACCUUGAGGGCCACCUUCAGGGCUACGCAGGCAAGUUUACCGAUGAUGUCCUCGACUACAUCCGAGCUCAGCCUGAGGUAGAGUACGUCGAGAUGGACACGCUCGUCUCUGUCGAGGUCAUGCCUCAGCACGAGGACAAGGUUUGGGAUGUUGAGUACGACGACAACCUUGCCGUCGUCGCUCACGCCGCCCACAACAAAGCCAAGGUCGGCGCCAAGGACAUCGAGAAAGGUGCCCCCUGGGGUCUCGCCCGCAUCUCGCAUCGCAAGCGUCUCGGUCUCAGCACCUUCAACAAGUACGUCUACCAGGGCGACGGUGGUGAGGGUGUCACUGCCUACGUCAUCGACACGGGUAUCAACAUCAACCACGUCGAGUUUGAGGGCCGUGCCCGCUGGGGUAAGACCAUGCCCCAGAACGACGUCGACGAGGAUGGCAACGGCCACGGCACCCACUGCGCUGGUACUAUCGGCUCGCGCAAGUACGGUGUCGCCAAGAAGGCUGAGCUCGUCGCCGUCAAGGUUCUCGGCUCGGGCGGCUCGGGCUCCAUGUCGGAUGUCACUGGCGGUGUCCUCUGGGCCGUCGAGGAUGCCAAGAAGCUCACUGCUCAAUUCCGCGCCAACCCGCAAUCCGUUGCUGCCAAGAAGCACAAGGGCUUCGUUGCCAACAUGUCGCUUGGCGGUGGCAAGUCGCCCACGCUCGACAAGGCGGUCAACGGGGCCGUCACCAGCGGUAUGCACUUUGGUGUGGCCGCUGGUAACGAGAACCAGGACGCCUGCAACGUCUCGCCCGCCGGGGCUAGCAACCCCGUCACCGUCGGCGCUUCCACCGUCCAGGAUGAGCGCGCCUACUUCUCCAACAAGGGCAAGUGUGUCGACAUCUUUGCCCCUGGUCUCAACAUCCUCUCCACUUGGAACACGGGCAACACCUCGGUCAACACCAUCUCGGGUACUUCCAUGGCCAGCCCUCACAUUGUUGGUCUUCUUGCCUACCUUCUCUCUAUAUACGGCACUGACGACUUCAAUCUGCUGACCGCCGAUGCCCAGCAGCUUUCGGUCAUCGACGUCGAGGACUCGCUCGCUUCCAAGCUUUCAAGUGUGAUGCCCAUCCCCGCCAUGGCUCUUGACCUUGUCAGCAGCGUGGCAAGCUACUUUGCCGGCGGCGAUGCCACUGUCAAGUCGGACAUUGUCGGUGUCCUCACUCCCGCCGAGCUCAAGAAGGCGCUCAUCAAGCUUGCCUCGCCCGGCGUCUUGACCGGGCUCGACUCUGACACUGUCAACAAGCUCGCUUUCAACAACGCCACCGCGACCGCUUGA